Molecule: messenger RNA, 9822 nt
Organism: Paramormyrops kingsleyae
Lineage: Eukaryota; Metazoa; Chordata; Actinopteri; Osteoglossiformes; Mormyridae
Source: RefSeq, a predicted model, not a curated record
UGACGGGCUUAGGCGGUCGCAGUGCCAGUCUGGCAGUACAUCUCUCAGAGACCGGGAGUAAACGCGCGUAAAUUUCUGCGGCGAGGUUGCAAUCGGAGCGCGGAAGAAUGGACGCUGGCAAGCCGAUGUACGGGCUCUGUAUCGGGGAACAGUACCGCCUGAACUAAAGGAAUGCUCCGUGUGGUCGGCGUACUUCUGUAAAGGACUAUUCGACACAAGUCAUUUGCUUGUGAGAUGAUCGCGGGGACCCGGCUGCAGUAGGAGCGUGUGGCAGUAGGAGCCGAUCACGCGUAAAGACACCUUGCAUUGACUCGCUGGGCUCAUCAGAGCCCUAUGAAUGAAACGGCUUAUUGCAUCCCUAUUCUCCACACGUUUCCGGAGGAAUACCCUGCAGCCGAAACACCAAAUCGCCUGUCUGUUGGACUAUCUAGCUGUGGCACCGGAACAUUUUGGUGUGGAUAAAUACACGUAUAUGUGCGUGCAUUUAUGUUCCUAAAAAGGAUCUGAUAGGGAGAAACCAAAGUUGCCUCAUCGGAGCAAGAGACAAAACGCAGCCCCCUUAUCGAUACCAUAAGAAACAUGUGAAGAUUUUGGACGGGGUACAAACAACGAAUUGAGUCUUUGACAAACACACUGGGGGGGGUGUCUCAUCUUCCCACUACUUCCCGAAACACUUUGUUUUGUCUGCUUGUCCCUGGGUGGGCUACACACAAAGCAUGGGCAACCAGCUGGAUCCUCGAAGGACUUUGUCACUUCGCCCGAGAUGCAGCCUGGCCCGGCCCCUGUGCUGGUGGCUAUUGUUCCACGCAAUCCUCCUUCCUGAGUUGGGCUGUGGCCAGCCCUUCACCAGCUUCCACCCGGAACGCCGGGAAUGGGCCUUCAACCACCUGACUGUCCACCGUAAGACAGGGGCUCUCUAUAUUGGUGCCGUCAACCGGGUCUACAAGCUCACGGGCAACCUUACACUACUGGUGUCCCACGACACAGGCCCCGAGGACGACAACAAGGCCUGCUACCCUCCACUGAUAGUGCAGCCCUGUUCAGAGCCACUUGCAUCCACCGACAAUGUCAACAAGCUGCUGCUCAUCGACUACUCUCAGAACCGACUACUGGCAUGCGGAAGCCUCUACCAGGGCGUGUGCAAGCUGCUGCGACUCGAUGACCUCUUCAUCUUGGUGGAGCCCUCUCACAAGAAGGAGCACUACCUCUCCAGUGUGAACCAGACUGGCACCAUGUACGGGGUGAUUGUCCCCUCCCAGGGCCAGGAUGGCACGCUCUUCAUCGGCACGGCCGUAGGCGGGAAGCAGGACUACUUCCCUACCAUCUCCAGCCGCAAGCUGCCCAGGGAUCCUGAGUCAUCAGCCAUGCUGGACUACGAACUGCAUACCGAUUUUGUGUCUUCUCUGGUCAAGAUCCCGUCGGACACAUUAGCGCUGGUGUCACACUUUGACAUCUACUACAUCUACGGCUUUGCUAGUGGCGCCUUUGUCUACUUCCUGACGGUGCAGCCGGAGACCCCAGAGAACAACAUGCCGUCCGGGAGCACUCCCGGUGACCUCUUCUACACCUCGCGCAUCGUGCGCCUCUGCAAGGACGACCACAAAUUCCACUCCUAUGUUUCGCUGCCAAUCGGCUGUGUGCGCAAUGGCAUCGAGUACCGACUCCUGCAGGCCGCCUACCUGGCCAAGCCUGGGCGGGUGCUGGCCGCCUCUCUCAACAUCAGUCCCCAGGACGACGUGCUCUUCGCCAUCUUCUCGAAGGGACAGAAGCAGUACCACCGGCCGCCAGACGACUCAGCCCUCUGUGUGUUUACCAUCCGCGACAUCAACGCUCGCAUCAAGGAUCGCCUCCAGUCCUGCUACCAGGGUGAGGGCAACCUGGAGCUCAAUUGGCUGCUGGGGAAGGACGUCCAGUGUACCAAAGCGCCCGUGCCCAUCGACGACUCCUUCUGCGGCCUGGACAUUAACCAGCCCCUGGGCGGCUCACAGCUGGUGACGGGGCACACGCUGUACACGGAGACCCGGGACCACAUGACCGCCGUGACCGCCUACGUCUACAAUGGCUACUGCGUGGCCUUCGUGGGCACCAAGAGCGGCCGGCUUAAGAAGAUCCGGGUGGACGGCCCCCCACACGGCGGGGUCCAGUACGAGACGGUGCUGGUCAUGCAGGAUGGGAGCGCCAUCCUCCGCGACAUGGCCUUCUCCCUGGAUGGCAGCUUCCUCUACGUCAUGUCUGACAGACAGGUGAGCAGGGUCCCCAUUGAAGCAUGUCAGCAGUACGGCACCUGCACCGAGUGCCUGAGCUCCGGCGACCCCCACUGCGGCUGGUGUGUCCUGCACAACACGUGCCUCCGGAAGGACCGCUGCGAGCGUGCAAAUGAGCCUUUCCGCUUUGCGGCGGUGCUCAGCCAGUGCGUGAAGGUGACGGUCUACCCCGACAGCAUCGCCGUGUCCGAGCCCAGCGUGUCGCUUGUCCUCAAGGUGAGCGAUGUGCCCGACCUCUCUGCCGGCGUCACCUGCUCCUUCGGCAACCUCACCGAAGUCGAUGGCGUCGUCAGCGGCAACCAAAUCCUGUGUGUGUCUCCUUCCUCCAAAGACAUCCCACUCAUCCCGACCGACCAAGACUGGUCCGGCGUGGAACUCAGACUGAACUCCAAGGAGACGGGCCAGAUGCUGACCAGCACCGAGAUCAAGUUCUACAACUGCAGCGUGCACCAGCUCUGCCUUUCCUGCGUGAAUAGCGCCUUCCGCUGUCACUGGUGCAAGUACCGCAACCUGUGCACCCACGACCCGACCAGCUGCUCUUUCCAGGAGGGUCGCGUCAAUGCCUCCGAGGACUGUCCUCAGCUGGUGCGGUCGGAGGAGAUCCUGAUCCCGGCGGGCGAGGUGAAGCCCAUCACUCUGAAGGCGCGGAACCUUCCCCAGCCGCAGUCAGGCCAGCGUGGCUACGAGUGCGUGCUGCACAUCCAGGGGGUCAGCCACCGUGUCACGGCCCUGCGCUUCAACAGCUCCAGCGUGCAGUGCCAGAACAGCUCCGUACGUUCCCGCCGAAGGCCUGACCAUCCACCUGUCUGUCUGUCCAUCAUCAAUCCAUCAUCCAUCCAAGUUCACCUGUACAAGUGCGCGGCACAGCGGGACAGCUGCGGAAUGUGUCUGAAAGCAGAGCGCAAAUUUCAAUGCGGCUGGUGCAGCAGCGAGGCCCACUGCACCCUGAGGCACCACUGCCUCAGCCCCGCUUACGCCGGCCGCUGGCUCGACCUGUCCAGCCGCAACGUCAAGUGCACCAACCCGCGCAUCACCGAGGUGACUCCAAUCGCAGGGCCCCCCGCCGGGGGCACACGCGUCACCAUCCACGGCACCAACCUGGGCCUGGCGUUCCCUGAGCUUCUGGGGAACGUGGACGUGGCGGGGGUCCAGUGCACCCCCCUGGAGGACGGCUACAUCAUCGCCGAGCAGAUCGUGUGUGAGAUGGACGCUGCGGGCCCCAACAGCACCCCCGGUCCCGUGCAGCUCUGCGUCGGGGAGUGCAAGCCGGAGCUCCGGACCCGCUCCUCCCAGCUAUACUCUUUCGUGAUGCCAUCUGUGGUGGGCCUGUCCCCCAGCCGAGGGCCUGAGUCGGGCGGCACCAAGGUCACCAUCCUGGGGGAGAACCUGGGAGCCGGGAGCAGCGUAUCUGUGCUGUUCGGAAACCAGACGUGUGAAUUCUACGGGCGCACCAUGACGGAGAUCGUGUGCUACUCCGCCCCCUCGCUGACGGGCGUGGGCCCCGUGCAGAUCAGCGUGAGCGUGGACCGCGCCCACAUCAGGGAGAGCCUGACGUUCGAGUACAUCGACGACCCCACCGUGCAGCGCGUCGAGCCUGAGUGGAGCAUCGCCAGUGGACACACCCCCCUGACUGUGACGGGAACCAACCUGGAUGUGGUGCAGGAGCCGCGGAUCAGGGUCAAGUACGGCGGCCGCGAGUCCGUCAACGUGUGCAAGGUACUGAAUGCCACCAGCAUGAGUUGUUGGGCACCCUCGCUGGUGGCUGAGUCCCCACCCGGACUGGACACCGUGCGGCACGCAGACGAGUUCGGCUUCAUCUUCAACAACGUGCAGGCGCUGCUCGUGUACAACAACACCAACUUCCUGUAUUACUCCAACCCGUACUUUGAACCGCUCAGUGCGUCCGGCGCGCUGGAGCAGAAGUCCGGCUCCCCCAUCAUCCUCAAGGGAAAAAACCUGGUGCCCCCAGCCUCAGGUGGGGUCAAGCUGAACUACACGGUGCUGAUCGGCGAGACGCCCUGUUCCAUCACCGUGUCCGAGACGCAGCUGCUCUGUGAGCUACCAAACCUCACUGGGCAGCACAAAGUCCUGGUCCAGGUGGGUGGCCUGCACGUCUCCCCCGGCUCCGUGAACAUCCUGUCGGACAGCCUGCUCACCAUGUCCGCCAUCGCCAGUAUCGCGGCCGGCGGCGGCCUCCUGCUGAUCAUCGUCAUCCUCGUCCUCAUCGCCUACAAGCGCAAGUCCCGUGAGAACGACCUCACCCUCAAGCGACUGCAGAUGCAGAUGGACAACCUGGAGUCCCGCGUGGCCCUCGAAUGCAAGGAAGCGUUCGCCGAGCUACAGACGGACAUCAACGAGCUGACCAGCGACCUGGACCGCGCCGGCAUCCCCUACCUCGACUACCGCACCUACGCCAUGCGGGUGCUGUUCCCCGGGAUCGAGGACCACCCAGUGCUGCGUGAGCUGGAGGUGUCCGGGAACGGGCAGCAGAGUGUGGAGAAGGCCCUCAAGCUGUUUGCCCAGCUCAUCAAUAACAAGGUGUUCCUGCUGACGUUCAUCCGCACGCUGGAGCUGCAGCGCUCCUUCUCCAUGCGCGACCGCGGCAACGUGGCCUCGCUGAUCAUGACGGCCCUGCAGGGCAGGCUGGAGUACGCCACCGACGUGCUUAAGCAGCUGCUCUCCGACCUCAUCGAGAAGAACCUGGAGAGCAAGAACCAUCCCAAGCUUCUGCUGCGAAGGACAGAGUCCGUGGCUGAGAAGAUGCUCACCAACUGGUUCGCCUUCCUGCUGCACAAGUUCCUCAAGGAGUGCGCCGGGGAGCCUCUCUUCAUGCUAUACUGCGCCAUCAAGCAGCAGAUGGAGAAAGGUCCCAUCGACGCCAUCACCGGCGAGGCUCGUUACUCCCUGAGCGAGGACAAGCUCAUCCGGCAGCAGAUUGAGUACAAGACCCUGAUCCUGAACUGUGUCAACCCCGAGAACGAGAACAGCCCCGAGAUCCCAGUCAAGGUGCUCAACUGCGACACCAUCACUCAGGUGAAGGAGAAGAUCUUGGAUGCCGUCUACAAGAACAUGCCUUACUCGCAGCGGCCGCGAGCCGUCGACAUGGACCUGGAGUGGCGCCAGGGCCGGCUGGCACGGGUGGUGCUCCAAGACGAAGACAUCACUACCAAGAUAGAGAACGACUGGAAGAGACUCAACACCCUCCUGCACUACCAGGUAUCUGACCGCUGCGUGGUGGCACUGGUACCCAAGCAGACGUCGUCCUACAACAUCCCACCGACGGCCAGCAUCUCCCGCACCUCCAUCAGCAGAUACGACUCUUCAUUCCGCUAUACGGGAAGCCCAGACAGUCUGCGCUCCCGAGCCCCCAUGAUCACGCCGGACCUGGAGAGCGGCGUCAAGGUCUGGCACCUGGUGAAGAACCACGAGCACGGCGACCAGAAAGAGGGCGACCGCGGCAGCAAGAUGGUGUCCGAGAUCUACCUGACCCGCCUGCUGGCCACAAAGGGCACGCUGCAGAAGUUUGUGGAUGACCUGUUCGAGACGCUCUUCAGCACGGUGCACCGAGGCAGUGCCCUGCCUCUCGCCAUCAAGUACAUGUUCGACUUCCUAGAUGAGCAGGCAGACCGUCAUGGCAUCCACGACACUGAUGUCCGCCACACCUGGAAGAGCAACUGCCUCCCACUACGCUUCUGGGUCAAUGUGAUCAAGAACCCACAGUUUGUCUUCGACAUCCACAAGAGCAGCAUCACGGACGCCUGCCUCUCCGUGGUGGCCCAGACUUUCAUGGACUCCUGCUCCACCUCCGAGCAUCGACUGGGCAAGGACUCCCCCUCCAACAAGCUGCUCUAUGCCAAGGACAUCCCCAACUACAAGAGCUGGGUGGAGAGGUACUAUGCCGACAUCAACCGGCUGCCUGCCAUCAGCGACCAGGACAUGAACGCCUACCUGGCGGAGCAGGCCCGCCUGCACUGCUCCGAGUUCAACAUGCUGAGCGCCCUGAACGAGAUCUACUCCUACGUCAGCAAAUACAGCCAGGAGAUCACGGCAGCACUGGAGCAGGACGAGCACGCCCGGAAGCAGCGGCUGGCCUACAAGGUGGAGCAGCUCAUCGGCGCCAUGUCCCUGGAGAGCUGAGGGAGGGAGGGCACCAGCAGACCCCCCGAUAAAAGGACUGGACCGCACCAUCAGCCGCAACCCGCUCGAGUCCCAGCUCCCAUUACGGCCAGGGAGUAUCACUGACAAUGGGCUUUAAUUUCCGUAAAAAUUACGAUAAGUUUCCAUUUAAAGGCUAUCUCAGCCAGGCUGUGGGGAGCUUGCUGUUUGGGGCAUUUAGGCUAUAAACAGUAUCAAGAUGAAGGGAUGGAUUUAAAAAAAAUAGAACGGACACAUCAGGAAGCAACUUUGAGGAGGAGAAGCGAGCUGCGGGUGAAGCCAACAUGGCUGCCAUCAGACAGCCACGUCGGCAGGUGAGAGGAGAGGCUCUCUGCCCCCACACCGCCCGCCUCACUCCCGAGCUGCAGAUAUCCCGGGUACUUCCGGAUUUUAUUUUUAUAUGUGUACAUUUUGUUUCUUCGAACUGACUGACGCGGACAGAUGCUGCUCUGUGACUUUGUGCGCGUGGUCCAGUCUAAGGGCGUCACUGGGAGAGAAAAUAGGCGUUCCCUUUCGCUUGGCACCUUCCCACACGUCGGAUGAGCAGGCGUGAUUUCCCAACAGGAGGACCACUGAUGACUGCAUCAAGGGGCAAGUAAAGAAAGUCCCACUGAAAGCUGAUUGGCUCCUAUCGAGCACCGUGUCAUGGCUCCGGCUAAUGGCUGCGGUUACGAACGAGAACAACAACCACCGACUUCUUGCUUAUCACAAAGCGUCUCCAAAAAGACUCCCCUCGACUGAAACGAAGCCAUCCCGUCAGUGGGUGUACGUUCCAACUUCACCUUAUAUGUGAAUGUACAAAUGUGGACACUUUCCUGUUUCCUCGUGUGUAAACAAACGGCUGUUGCUCUUUCUGUCACAGAAGGAGCGAGAUAAAAUCUAGUCAGUGGCAUGAAGUCACACACUUUAUCAGCAAGCUGCUUCCAUCCAUACCUGGACCGUGUAUGAUAUUUUAUUUUUGCCAAAACACUCUGAUUUUGGGCAGAGUUCUUUUAUUUAAUAAUAAUAAUAAUUAGGUUGAAUUUGACCACCUAUUUGAACAUUUUAACAUUCCCUGAAGACUGGUGGCGUCCCCCACAGUCCCAUGCGGGUGAGAGGUGGGAUUCCCCGGCCACAGACUGUAAUCCUACCAAGAUCUUCCUGUUUAUUUUUUCCACGCUAAUGCUGUUGUUGGUCUCUCCACCUACUUCCCAUUUCAGUAGUGCCAAAGGCAUCCCGAUUCCCCGCCGGUGGCCCAGUCCACCACAGGGCCAGGCUCACGUCACAGUGAGGAUCUCAGCCUCUCCAACGGUCCAACAAAGUGCCAAACGAUGGUGUCUCUGUGUCAGUUAAUGCUUUACGUAGGAGUUGAGUUCUUCUGCGCUAGGUGGGUGUACACGGCCAGGGAGGGGCCGCAAGCCCUCUGUCUCGUUUACCAUGCCGCAGCGCCAGGAAGAACUCAUUAGAUUGUCUGUAAAAUAUUUUUUUUGUAGUCUUGGGUUUUUCAAUUUGAUGGAAAAUAUCCUGACUGCAAGCAUGGCUCAUAGAGGUGAUUGAUGUCAAGGGUGAUGCAUGGUAACCGGAGUGAGUUUUUUUUUUUUAAUAAUAGUAAUAAUAAUAAUAAUGAUAAUAAUAUUCCUACCCAGAGAAAAAUGGCUUUCAAGGGGCCAAGGGAAGUUCAUUUGAUAAUUAGGACAGUGGUCUGCUCUGUGAUGUCAUCUUAAUUGGAACCAGUUAAGAGAUUCUUCUGAAUUCACCUGUUAGCACAGACCGGUACACGUUUGCAGGUAUCUUUUACAUGAAAAAAUACUUGAAAUUAGUAGGAUUAAAUAAGCGUGCUGAACUUUUGUGGAUGACAUUUGUGGGAGUUUUCGGUGCUUAUGCUACCCUCAGCCUUAGGCCCAAUAUCUGAACGCUUAACGAGUUUGGUACAAAAACCCAUCUGUUCUGCUAGGGUAGGUUUGCACUGUGAAGUCCGACACUCUCCUUUUUCAAGUAAUUUCCUCAAAAAGACACUUUUAAUGACGAAAUGUAUGAUUAGAGAGAGAAAAGGACCGACGGAACCACAGACUCUAGUUAACUGUAGAAUCAAAAUAUUAUAUCUGUAGGGAAAGGAGAGAAAGCUGCAUGUUGUGCAGAAGAUGUGUGAGAGAGGGCGGCGUCGCUCCCUCUCUUCAGAGGGGAUGUCUUAAAGGGCCACAGGCACACACUGACCACCUUAGCAUUGCUAGGUGACCAGGGUAAAUGGUGUCUCCGGUCCUGUUCUGCUUCCACUUAGACCAUGCACUCCAGCAGAAGAACAUACUAUUUGUAUGUGUCUGGUUGGGUUCUGGUCCAUCCCUCCUGUUUUUUGUCUUUCGUUCCCUGCUCUGCUCUAGCCUGGCACUUAACUGCUCUUGAUUCCUCAGUGGCUGUGCUGAGAUCAGCAGAAUUCCUCAGUUUUUUUUUUUUUGUUUUUUUUUUUAAAACAUUUUUAUGUUACAGUGUUUCUUAAAUAUAAAGCAGGCCUUUCCUGUUAAAUGAUCAUCUAGCGAAGGAGCUGAUUUAAGUACUGUAUGGAGAUCUUUGUUCGACAUGAAAGCGUUGCAUGGAUUGAGAAAAACUGUUACUGUUUUGCCGUUGUGUGGUCCUGAACUUGAAAAACAUAAAUGCUUCCGUUCCAAUGUGGUUAAAAGGCUACACAAUGAGAAAGGAGAAUAUUUCCCCUUUUCGCUGCGUCUUCAUGUCUGGUAUCGUCACUGUUGGAAUACUUUCUUCCAAAUGAGACUUCAGUUCACGUCUUUCACUUUGGACACAUAGACCGUGGGGCGAUUUCCAUUUCGACAAAGUGAAAAUGGGGAAUAUUAACGUCAAAUGUUUGAGAUUCCGCGGCGCGGGAUUUGAUUUUCAAAAAACCGUGCCGUUCCUGACGUUCCGCCCGGGAUGGCAGGCGUCAAUCGUGACGGAUGGCAAUUCACAGACUUUUCAGUUCUCGGAUUAUGUUUUUUGCUGUCACUGCUCAAAAGGCACGCAAACAAAAAAAGGAUAAACACCAGAUGAAUGAAAGAGAUGUUUCAUUUCGCACUUUUUAAUUCUGUAUUGUCGUCUGCGAAAAAAAAUCCCAAGAAAGAAAUUCCUAUCACACAGAGCAGAAUCCUUCUGUUUUCUCACUCAUUGUAGACACUGGAGUUCUCUAUUAUAGUAAAUGAAAAUAAUAAUGACAACAACGAUAAUAAUAAUGGCUGUCUGUUCUUGUUGUUUUAUAAAAGUGUUGUGAAAAUUGUAAGAGAGUUAAAGUAUUUAAAAAAAGUUGUUCUUGUUUUUUAUUUUUUUGGUUUUGUUAUAAUAUUAUUGUGUACCUAUUGUAAAUAUGAAGCACACCUAUUUUGCAAGCCAAGGAUUCACUUUGUACUGUUGUUAUAUAUAAAUAAACUUUACUGGUUAA